CUGCGGCGACCGCCCGGACAGCGCCGGUCCCCGCGGCGGGCUCCCCUGUCGCCGUUCGCUGUGCUGCCCGCUUCUCGGUGAAUUUUGGAUGAAGCCAUUAAAUUAAUUGCUUGCCAUCAUGAGCAGAAGUAAGCGUGACAGCAAUUUUUAUAGUGUAGAGAUUGGAGAUUCUACAUUCACAGUCCUGAAACGAUAUCAGAAUUUAAAACCUAUAGGCUCAGGAGCUCAAGGAAUAGUAUGUGCAGCUUAUGAUGCCAUUCUUGAAAGAAAUGUUGCAAUCAAGAAGCUAAGCCGGCCAUUUCAGAAUCAAACCCAUGCUAAGCGGGCUUACAGAGAGCUGGUUCUUAUGAAAUGUGUUAAUCACAAAAAUAUAAUUGGCCUUUUGAAUGUUUUCACACCACAGAAAUCCCUAGAAGAAUUUCAAGAUGUUUACAUAGUCAUGGAGCUCAUGGAUGCAAAUCUUUGCCAAGUGAUUCAGAUGGAACUAGAUCAUGAAAGAAUGUCCUACCUUCUCUAUCAGAUGCUGUGUGGAAUCAAGCACCUUCACUCUGCUGGAAUUAUUCAUCGGGACUUGAAGCCCAGUAAUAUCGUAGUAAAAUCAGACUGCACUUUGAAGAUUCUUGACUUUGGACUGGCCAGGACUGCAGGAACGAGUUUCAUGAUGACUCCUUACGUAGUGACUCGCUACUACAGAGCACCUGAAGUCAUCCUAGGGAUGGGCUACAAAGAAAACGUUGACAUUUGGUCAGUUGGGUGCAUCAUGGGAGAAAUGAUCAAAGGUGGUGUUUUGUUCCCAGGUACAGAUCAUAUUGAUCAGUGGAAUAAAGUUAUUGAACAGCUUGGAACACCAUGUCCUGAAUUCAUGAAGAAACUACAACCAACAGUAAGGACUUACGUUGAAAACAGACCUAAAUAUGCUGGAUAUAGCUUUGAGAAACUCUUCCCUGAUGUGCUUUUCCCUGCUGACUCAGAGCACAACAAACUUAAAGCCAGUCAGGCGAGGGAUUUGUUAUCCAAAAUGCUGGUGAUUGACGCAUCCAAAAGAAUCUCUGUGGAUGAAGCUCUCCAGCACCCAUACAUCAACGUCUGGUAUGACCCUUCCGAGGCAGAGGCUCCACCACCAAAAAUACCUGACAAGCAGUUAGAUGAACGGGAACACACAAUAGAAGAGUGGAAAGAAUUGAUAUACAAAGAAGUUAUGGACUUGGAAGAGAGAACCAAGAAUGGAGUUAUACGGGGGCAGCCCUCUCCUUUAGGUGCAGCAGUGAUCAAUGGCUCUCAGCAUCCAUCGUCAUCGCCGUCUGUCAACGAUGUAUCUUCAAUGUCAACAGAUCCAACUUUGGCCUCGGAUACCGACAGCAGUCUAGAAGCAUCAGCUGGACCUCUGGGCUGCUGUAGAUGACUACUUGGGCCUGGGGGGUGGGAAGGGAGGGAUGGGGAGUUGUUUAGUCAUUGAUAGAACUACUUUGAGAACUAAGUCAGUGGUCUUAUUUUGAGUGAUUUUUCAAAAAUGUAGAAUUCAUUUUGUAGUAAAGUAGUUUAUUUUUUUUUAAUUUCAAGUGAUGUAAUUUAAAACUUAAGUUGUUUUAAAACAGCAACAAAACUGUAUUGUAUUUUUGCUGUAAUUAACUGUAUAAUGUAAACCUAAUUAUUUUAUCAUGGUUUAAAUUUUUUGCAUAUUUGCUUUAUCUUAUGCUGCUGAUUUUUUUACUGAAUUUGUAAGAUUUUGUUUAUCAAAGCAACUAUUAUGUGGUGACUUGCCUAUAUCAUGAAUUAUUUAAGAUUUUUAUAGUUUUUUUUAAUUAGAAAUUAUUUCAGAUGUUUUGUUCAUGAUGCUAUCCUUCAGGGUUAUGUGCUUAUCAGUGAAAUAACCACAGAGGAGUGAGGGAAAGUAACCUGUAGCCAGUUAUAUUCAGGAAUAACUACUGUAAAUGAUGAACGUGUCUAAAAAACACCUCCAAUAUUGCUACUUGCCAAUCCUAAUUUAGUGACAACUAUUGGUAGUAAUCCUACAUGAAUUUUGGCAAAAGCCCCAGCAUCUAAAUGGCAGAAUAACUCGGAGCAUGUUUUUGAAGAUGCUGGGCGUCCACCACCACCCUUCUACUCCCCCCUCCCCCACCCAGCGAAAGGGUGUUUCCUGCAAGUCUGUGGCAUGCUCAGACCUCACCACAUAGAGCCAAAAGGAUACUUCAUGAGGAAUACAUUUCACUGCAGAUGAGCAGAUGGUUCACCUCUCCCAGCUGUGAGCCUGCUCUUGUACACACUGAGCUGAGCUCCUCAGGUUGCAGGCCCAGUGAUGGAUGGUCUGGAGCUGGUCCUUCCUCUCGCAUCGGGGACCUUGGACCUUCCGGUUUCCUGCUGGAGUGGCAGUCAGUUGAGCACCAGCCAGGGUGCUUCUGGCCAUUUGAUUCUACCUGUAGCAAAAUCAUGUCUAUACUAGCUGUCGGGAGGUUCCAAAGCCUACUGAGAUUUCUGUAGGUGAUGUAUCCAAGGAGCAAUACACCGUUCAUCUGAAAAUAGUAGCACACAGCCAUAUAUAAGGUAUCAUUUCCCAAGGACUGUUUCUCCACACUGAGCAGAGCAGGCAUAAAUGGUGAUUAUUUAGUCUGAGACUUUGAUUUUUUAUAUCUGAUUUUCAGUAAAACCGCAAUGUGGAUGUUGAGUAGUGUAAGAAUGGUGCUGCUCCUGACAAGUGAUGUAACUGUUUACAUUUUAUACCUGCAGAAUUAUUUCUCUACGGCGGGAUUUUUCUUAAGUAAAAUGUCAUUGAAGUCUCAUCUCUGAAUGCAUUGUCUGUGAUGCCCCAGGACCUUUUGUUAUGUUUGGAGCAGAGGGAUUUCAUGUCAUGAACUAGGAGGUGCGCACUUAGAUACGUGGCAAGGAUCUAGCAGAAAGCUCAUUGGAGUUAGUGACCAACAGGAGCAAGCACUGGUGCAGCUCAACGCAGGUCUCAAAGCUCACCUGGCAUGUUAUUUGUAUAUUUAGUGCAAAAUUCCUUUGAGUGAUCAUUGUUACUGUGCAAUAUUUAGGAUUAAAAUACAUUAGCCUUUUUAUAUACUUUGAAAUAGCAAGUUUGUUUUUGAUGGUUUAAAGUCAUGAUUUCCGGUCUCUUUAGAAGUUGUCAACCUUUUAUCAGUCCCUUUUCUACUCAUACAACAUGGUGCAUUAAUUUCAUUUAGCAACUUAGAGUUUUGAGACUGUAACACCUUGACUUGUAGAAACAGGAUUGGAUGUGCGGAGAUGUUUAAGCGUGAGUGUGUCCUUUGUGUCUAUGAGUUUGACAGUAAACUAGCUGUUUUCUAGGGUAGACCAUUUCACUUUGCACUUUAACAACUGACAUGCUUUCAGAAGCUCCCAUAGUUCAGGUUUGAUUGCUAACAAGCCAUCUCUAUUGAUACAGAUGUUGGUUAAGCAAGAAAACCAGGUGUUGUUACUGUAUCAUUUGUUGUAAAUGCCAGCUCCCACUUGCCAACCAGCAUGUUUCAGUUGAUCCAGAGAAAAUGAACUCAUUAGUUAAUGAAGACAAAAAUGCUUAAAUUCUAUCUUGAAAACAAAGUCUGUCUGUUAAAUGUGUGUGCCUAGGUUUUUAAAAUGCAGUAUCUAAAUACAGCGUUCCCUCUUAAAUUUGUUAAGGUAAAGAUAUACAUGUUCACUUUAUUUUUAAAACUUUUUGAACCUUUAAAAUAUCUUAAACA
Eptesicus fuscus (big brown bat) is the source of this 3695-nucleotide messenger RNA. It is a transcript of the gene MAPK8, whose product is annotated as mitogen-activated protein kinase 8. Gene Ontology annotation, molecular function: JUN kinase activity; ATP binding. Gene Ontology annotation, cellular component: nucleus; cytoplasm. The transcript is spliced from 12 exons. The record is from RefSeq and is a predicted model, not a curated record. Gene Ontology annotation, biological process: protein phosphorylation; JNK cascade. Bases 119 to 1402 code for a protein of 427 amino acids. NCBI's taxonomy places the organism in Eukaryota, Metazoa, Chordata, Mammalia, Chiroptera, Vespertilionidae.